AUGGAGCUUGAAGUUGAAGACUUAGAACUGAGGAACCUAAACCAAAGAGCCGAUUCACAAAGUUACAAAAUUCCGGACGAAUCCAAGGUAAACGUAAAUGCAGCAGACAGCACGGAUGAUAAUCCACACUUCAACGUGUUAUUGUUGAAUUUUCGUCGCACUUUAAAAAUAAUGAGAGUCACUGGAACGUGCUACGGCAAUAUUGAGCUGGGUGGAAAUUCUGAAGGAAACAGGUCAAGUUUGUGGUCUCGGUUUUACUGUGUAAUAGUGCUACUGGGUCAGUGGGGUCUUGCAGUGCAAGCAUUAACAAGUCUUUUCAUCGAAGGGACAUCUGAAAUGACAAACUUUUACCUGCUACUUAUCUACAGCAUAUUUUAUCUACAAUGCGCAGUGGUCGCAACAAUCAGCGUAUCGAGAUUUUCAAAAAGGCAAAAUGAAUCACAUUUUACACAACUUACAGGAAACCUUAAGACAAAUGCUGUCGCUUUCGAUGGUCUUAAAAUAGCAUCAAUGACGAGAGUAUUGCUUUCGGCAUAUUUAUUUUCGUUACUUAACACUAUUGCCCUUUCACUGAUAGAUUUCUACGGAAAUGUGUCAAUAGCAAGGUACAGACCAUGGAAUGGCUCAUUUCUUUGCCGAUUUUUAAAUUUAUUUUUCGGAUUUUUCGCCAGCUGCUCAUGGUCUUUUCCGUUUGUGCUAUUUUGCGCAACAUGCGAGCCUUUAGCUGAAAUGUUCAACGCCCUGAAGAAGAAAGCGGCAUCGGAAAACAGUCUGUUUCUUCCCAUUAGCUCUUUGAGAAAGGAACACCAAAAACUAUGUGAAAUAGUCGCUUUGGCAGAUGAAGUAUUUGCACCUUUACUUCUGGCAACAUUAAUUUCGGACAUACCUCUAAUUAGCAUCAACUUACAUCGGCUAGUUAAAUCCCCUAGCUCAAGUAGAGAAGAGAUCACAUUUGUCUUAACCAUUUUUUAUUGGUGCUUGAGCGUGGCGACAAAAGUAACUAUAAUUCUAAAGUAUGCGGCAAAAGUAAACGAGAAGGUGGGUUUCUUUUGA
This is a messenger RNA of Porites evermanni, 1053 nucleotides long. The record is from the annotation of a GenBank genome assembly. NCBI's taxonomy places the organism in Eukaryota, Metazoa, Cnidaria, Anthozoa, Scleractinia, Poritidae.